This is a messenger RNA of Drosophila albomicans, 1328 nucleotides long. RefSeq names its product regulation of nuclear pre-mRNA domain-containing protein 1B. Gene Ontology annotation, molecular function: RNA polymerase II complex binding. Gene Ontology annotation, biological process: mRNA 3'-end processing. The record is from RefSeq and is a predicted model, not a curated record. Gene Ontology annotation, cellular component: RNA polymerase II, holoenzyme. The coding region runs from base 155 to 1303 and encodes 382 amino acids. NCBI's taxonomy places the organism in Eukaryota, Metazoa, Arthropoda, Insecta, Diptera, Drosophilidae. The transcript has 4 exons.
UCUAUAGGGCUGUUAGUCAAUCACUAACAGGAAGAAGAAGAAUUAUUUUUGUUUUUCGGCCGUGUGUUUUAUUUUUUCCUGUCCUUUUUUUCGUGUACGAGACGUUGUAUAAAUAGAAACUGGCCGAGUGAGCCAGUAAGUGAGAGUCGCUGCAAUGUCAGCUUUCACGGAAUCCGCGCUGAUCAAGAAACUAUCCGAAUUGAACACCAGCCAACAGAGCAUACAAACAUUAUCCUUAUGGCUCAUUCAUCAUCGUAAGCAUCACACUGUCAUAGUUCAAACCUGGCAACGGGAGCUACAAAAUGUGCCGGAGACUAAGAAAUUGACGUUCAUGUACCUGGCCAACGAUGUCAUCCAGAACAGCAAAAAGAAAGGGCCUGAAUAUGGCAAGGAGUUCAGCAAUGUGCUGCCCAAGGUCUUUGCCCACAUCGGCGACACCUGUAAAUCGGACAAACUGAUGGGCAGCCUAGGCCGCAUACUCAACAUAUGGCAAGAGCGCGGUGUCUACGAUGCCAAAACAAUUGCCGAUUAUCGAUCCCGUUUGCAUCAUGAGGCAGCCUCAGGAGCACCAGCAGCUGGCUCUGGAGCUGCCGGCAAUAGCAACGGGAAUACCACUGGUAAUGGUAGCAGUAAAGCACAGCAUAGUGAUUCGAAGCACAGCAAAACAGAAAAGUCGGACAAGCGAGAAAAACGCAAGCAUGAGGAGCGGCCAUCAAAGUCAAAGAGAAUGCGAACGCCGCAUCAUACCAUAUCUGCUGCAGCGGCUGCUGCUGCAGAGCCAGCUGCUGCCCCGGAGGAGGAGAAUGGCCACACGCCACCAUAUUUGCCGCUGGGCGAGCCCCCAGAGCCCGAGGAACUCAUCAAGGCGCUAACCAACAUUGAGAAUUCGGCGUCUAGCGAUGCUUUGGUACGCGAACGCAUUGCUAAGCUGCCGCCAGAGAUAUCGGAGAUCAGCUGCAUUACCAAACUAGAGGAUAAGGACAAAGCCAAAGUGCUGGCCAGGCAGGUGAAUGAAGCUGUUGAUCUGCUCAAUGAUUAUAAUGCACGUCUCGCUGCCGAAAUGGAGGAACGCACCAAGCUGGCGGCCAUGUUGCGUGACUUUCAGGCGGAGCAGAAGGAGCUGCUAGCCCAAGCGGAGCAGCGUUUGGAUGAACACAAGAAGAAGCUGGCCAAGAUGCUGGGUUUGCAAAAGGAGAUACGCGAUCAUCUUUCUAAUCUGCCAGAUCUUACUCAGCUGCCCGAUGUCACUGGAGGCUUGGCUCCACUGCCCUCGGCCGGAGAUCUCUUCAAUACGCUUCACUAAGUCCAGGACAAAGUUAAAUGAACAA